AUGACUGUUGAAAAUAAGAUCGUACCAUUAGUAGCAUCCAUUGAUGUUGGUACUACUUCUACUCGUGUUAUUUUAUUUAACAAAAAAGGGUUGGAAAUUGCAAAGCAUCAAAUUGAAUACUCGACUUCUGCCUCCUUGGAUAAAGCAUCUGAAGGUAGAAGAAACAGCAAUCGUGACUCUAGUCCAGAUGCUCCUCUUUUCUCCGCAGAAGGUGUUGCUAUUGAAGCUAACCAAUAUUUGGAAAUUGAGGAUUUAGAUAAUGAAGGUAGAAUUGACCCAACUUUACGUUUUCCUAAACCAGGUUGGGUUGAGUGUAAUCCAUUGAAUAUUCUAGCUAAUGUUGUUCAAUGUUUUACUGCUUGUUUAGUUUCUGUUGCUACUGUUAACAAAGAGCGUGAGGAAAAUGGGUUUGAUCCAUACAAAGUUGUGUGUAUUGGUGUUGCCAACAUGAGAGAAACUACUAUUGUUUGGUCUAAGAAGACUGGUUUGCCUGUUUAUAAGUAUGGUAUUGUUUGGAAUGAUGUGCGUACUUUAGAUUUAGUGACUGAAAGAAAGAAAAAUACACCAGAAGAAAAACAAGCAUACUUCAGGGCUAAAAGUGGUGUUCCAAUUUUUUCCACCUAUUUUUCCUGUUCCAAGUUGAGAUGGUUGUUAGAUAACGAUGAAAAAGUCAAGGAAGCUUACGAGUCUGGUGAUUUAAUGUUUGGUACUGUUGACAGUUGGUUGAUCUAUCAUUUGACCAAGCAAAAAACUCACGUAACUGAUGUUUCGAAUGCUUCUAGAACCGGUUUUAUGAACUUAAGUUCUUUACAGUACGAUGACGAGUUGUUGGAAUAUUGGGGUGUUGAUAAAAAUAAGAUUAUUUUACCAAAAAUUGUUUCAUCUUCUGAAUAUUAUGGUGAUUUUUCUGUUCCAACCAACACCAAAAGCAGAUUGACAGCCUAUGCCUGGGAUUUAUUAAAGGAAUUUGUUUCCAGAGAACCAGCUGUUCCAAUUCAAGGUUGUUUAGGUGAUCAAAGUGCCUCUUUAGUUGGACAAAUGGCCUUCAAACCAGGUUCCGCUAAAUGUACUUAUGGUACUGGUUGUUUUAUGUUGUACAACACUGGUCCUAAAAAGUUGCUUUCUAAACAUGGUGCAUUAACUACUUUAGGCUACUGGUUCCCUCAUUUGGAUGAAAAGGAGCACGCUGAACCACAUUUUGCUUUGGAAGGUUCCGUUGCUGUUGCCGGUAGUGUUGUCCAGUGGUUAAGAGACAAUUUAAGAUUGGUUUCUAGAGCUGAGGAUGUUGGUCCGCUAGCUGUUAGGGUUCCUAACACUGGAGGUGUUGUCUUUGUUCCUGCUUUCAGUGGGUUGUUUGCCCCAUAUUGGGAUCCAUCUGCAAGAGGUACCAUUUUGGGGUUGUCUCAAUAUACCACUGCUUCUCAUAUUGCAAGAGCUGCUUUGGAAGGUGUCUGUUUCCAAGCAAGAGCAAUUUUGAAAGCCAUGUCCAGCGAUGCCAGACACGAAGGUAAAAAAGAUAAACAUUUCAAGAACGAAGUGAAAGAUAAUACUUAUGAACAAAGUAUCUUGUCUUCUUUGUCUGUUGAUGGUGGUAUGUCCAAGUCUGAUGAAGUUAUGCAAAUCCAGGCAAAUAUUCUAGGUCCUUGCGUUAAAGUUAAGAGAUCUAAGAUUGCUGAAAGUACUGCCUUUGGUGCUGCCAUUGCUGCUGCAAUGGCUUAUGAAAAUCCAAGUGAUCGUCCAUUGUGGAAAAAUUUCAAGGAUAUUAAGGAAAAUGUUUUGUACGGUGGUCGUCCUAAAGAAGACGCUUUCAAGGACCCAGCAACCGCUCAAAAAAUUUUCUUGAGUAAUUCGACCACUGAAGAUAGAAGACAAGGCUGGACAAGAUGGGAAGCUGCAAUUCAGAGAGCUGAAGGCUGGAUGACCGAUUCCACCUAUAAAUCAGAAGCAACUAACGACUAUGAUGACAGUUUAUAA
Messenger RNA from Saccharomycodes ludwigii, 1974 nucleotides. It is a transcript of the gene GUT1, whose product is annotated as glycerol kinase. Gene Ontology annotation, cellular component: mitochondrion. Bases 1 to 1974 code for a protein of 657 amino acids. Gene Ontology annotation, molecular function: glycerol kinase activity. The transcript has a single exon. The record is from RefSeq and is a predicted model, not a curated record. Gene Ontology annotation, biological process: triglyceride metabolic process; glycerol metabolic process; glycerol-3-phosphate biosynthetic process. NCBI's taxonomy places the organism in Eukaryota, Fungi, Ascomycota, Saccharomycetes, Saccharomycodales, Saccharomycodaceae.